AUCUGCUGACAGCAGGUCUGUAUGGCGAUUCGUGACGAACCAGUUGAAUGAUGCCGUCUUCCCCUCUUGCCACCCCUUUAGGAGCUUAUCCCGUGUGGCCCAACUGCAGCGCUCUGCCCAGUGCCAACUUCUGCAGCGCAGGGCUGGGAGGAAGUCUGAACCCGGCGGCAGCAGGGAGCCAGUUGCGUGGCAGUGUUCCUCCUCAGCUGGGGGCAGGGAUGUGCCCCCCAGCAGGUGGCAUGGCUCGCAGAGCACCAGGAGCAGCCGCCGUGUGUGCUGCUGCCAACGCCAUCCAGAGCUGGCCACCCGGUUAUCCCAGUGUGAACCAAGGGGGAAUGCUGGGCACUGGACCUCCUUAUGGACAGGAAACUAACAGCAUGGCUGGUGUGAUCAACUGCCAGGGCCCACCUUUUCCCGUGGGUGGGAUUAUGGCUCACGGCUCUGCAGGGGUGGCAGCAAGUCCUGAAGUGACGGUUCGGGCGGAUGUCAAAUUAACUCCUGCAACUAAAAGGAGAAAGAAGGAAGAAGAGACCCAAAAAGCAGAACUCCAGUCAAAG
Messenger RNA from Meleagris gallopavo (turkey), 557 nucleotides. The record is from RefSeq and is a predicted model, not a curated record. NCBI's taxonomy places the organism in Eukaryota, Metazoa, Chordata, Aves, Galliformes, Phasianidae.